CGGGAUGCUAAAGGACAGUAUCUGUUCGACCUCAUCUGCCACCACCUGAAUCUGCUGGAGAAGGACUACUUUGGCAUCAGAUAUGUGGACCCAGACAAGCAGCGGGUGAGUGUGUGUGUGUGUGUGUGUGUGUGUCUGUGUUGGAUAAAGCAUACUGCAGUAGAGGUGACAGUUCAAAGAGAUACAGGGCCAGAUUUAAGAUUUAUGUUAUUAUAUUUAUUUCAUAACACACGCUUUUAGAGAGACACUCAUACAAUCAUCCUCAUCAGCAGCAGCAGAGGACAGAGGGUUAUUACUUUCUCUCAGAGAUGGCUUGUAGCUGCACUGCUUGAUUCAUAAAGAAUUAACAUGUGCUCAGAGUGUGUGUUUUAGCCACAGAGACAAGACAAGUCCUGCUGAUCCUGCAUUUCCUAUGCUGCCACUCAGGGCUAUUUCAGUAGUUGUUGUUGUAGUGAGGGGUUGGCGUAGAGAGGGAAUUGAUGGAGUGAAUGUUCCCAGAAGGACGGGGGAUGAAUCAGGGCCUGAUAUACUGGCAAAACCAGAGUUACCUUCAGAAAUGAGCCUAGAGAGCACUGCCACAGCACAGUGCCUGCCUGUCUGCCUGCCUGCCUGCCUGCCUGUCUGCCUGUCUGCCUGCCUGUCUGCCUGUCUGCCUGUCUAGGCAGGCCCAGGCAUACUGGUGGUGUAGUAUUAUAAUUUGAAAGACCAUCCAUUACUGUCAUUUAUAGAGAGAGCGGUUAUCUCUGUAUGCCCUUACUGUUCAAUUUGCUUCAGUAUGAUGAUGAUGAUUUAAUUAUACAAAUCAGGAACUAAUAGCAUGAAUUAUGAUUCUUGUCAGAUUAGAGAUGGAUGUUGGAUCUGAACAGAGAGAUGUCAGUGUGUUUUAGGCGUGAAGCUGACAUGACAUAACACAGGCUUUCACAUGUCUUUCAGUGAACUGUCAUUCCUGUCUAUUGCAUUUAACCUGCUUCGUAGAGCGAUGUAGAGUGAUAUGAGAUUGGUUUCAGCGUUGUAGCAGGAUUUUCAGACAUGUUUCACUUUUGUCACACUUUGAUCAUAUGUCUUUUUGUUGUUGAUGCAGCAUUGGUUGGAGGUCACAAAGUGUAUUGCCAAGCAGAUGAAAUGUAAGUAUUUAGUGUCUUCCUCUUCACGCUAUGAUCAUUCUGCUAAUUGAGCAAUUAUAGUUAUCAUCACCAUGGCAUCUCUAAUGAUGCAUAAUCUAAUUUGACUAAUGAAUGUGCAUUUGAAUACAAAUGGUAGGAAGUUACUGUAUUAGGAUUUCAAUAGAUCAAGAUUCUCCAUUUGACAGUAAGGACAGAACUGUAUGAACCUCAUGAAAACUCACAUAAAUCCUAGCAGAAGAUAAUCCACACAAAAAGUCUCUCACCCACUCUCUUGUCUUUGCAAAUCAUCAUGAACUGUGUCUCCCUAAUUGUGGAUACAGAGCUUAAAGGGAAAAUCCAGUCAACAUCUAUCUAUUUUUUUAUUUUAUUUUCAUUAGUCCACUGUUGAUAUAGUCCCAACAUGUUUUUCAUGUCAACAGUCAAGUUUUCAAGAUAUUGUACUUUCAAGAAGCAAAGUGUCAUCGGCCACAUCAUCAUGAUGAUGCAAAAUGAUUUUCCCUUUAAGUGAGAUUCCAUUAGCCUAAUCUACUGUAUACUGUGUGAUGAUAUGAAGUAAAGAUCGAAGCAAAUUUUCAUUUGUCAGUGCCCCCUUCACAGAUUGCUUAAUUCAUGGGUGUUGUUUAAAUUGACUAGCCAUUUUAAAUUCUAACUCCAUAGUGUCUGAAUCAAACACAGGUCAGGUUAGCACUAUGCUAGACACUUUUGCAAGGUGGUGCAUUUAGAGCAUUUUUUCAGUUAAUCAUUUGAACUGUGACCAUGAAAUGUUCCUGACUAUUUGGUUCUCCAUUGCCUUUGUUCCCCAGCCCAGCCGCCGUUCACCAUGUGUCUCAGAGUCAAGUUUUACCCCCCUGACCCCGCUGCUCUCAAAGAGGAAAUCACCAGGUAGGACUUUGGGAUUCUCAGCAAAGUAGAGAAAUGCCAACAAGCACUCCCCUCUGGGCUCCUCUAGUAUACAGAGGAAGUCAGGGAAAGCAGACAUGAAAGCUUUGUGUAUAAAAAUCUCCAAUAACUUUUGCCUUUUCAAAAGCAGUUUCAAAGCAGCCUCUGUUGUUAUCACUUUCUUUCACACUUUUCUUUUUCUCCAGAAAUGUUUGCGUGCUGAAUGCACAGACAGUAUUUUUUUCCAGACAUUAUUGAAGGGCCUCCAUAAUAAAAGAUUUCAGAGCACGUUGUGUCUAAAAACAGUGCAAUAAAUAUUAAAAAAAGACAGUGUUGUUUGAAGUUGAGAUGUAUGUAAAAAGCCUAAGUAAGCUGGCUAGCGAGCCUGCUCUCUGAAGUAGAAUGGCUGCUAAAUUGCAAGGCUCUGUAGCGGUGUUCUGCGUUGGUCUCUUUGGCUGGCUGACUUCUGAGGGAAGGAGGAGGACUGAGGGUCAAUGACGGCUAGCAGACUCCUCUAAAUGAUACAUGAUUAGCUUCCAGCUAGCUCAGAUUUGAAUCACUUAUGCACAUUUCUUGGCCUGACUCUCAUCCCCUGUGCAGUCUGCAAUGAGGUCACCCAGAAAAGCCUCUCUGUGCCCUCAAUAGGGCCUCUGAUACACUCUGAUUUCUACCACCUGAUGAUGACAUUAAAGAAGCAAGUACAUAUGCAAUUGAGUAUGAGUGUGUUUGCUUAUGUCUGUUACAAUGUGUGUAUGUGUUGAAAGGAGGCACACACACCUAGCCUGUUUGUAUCAGGUGUUUGACAUCUCAUAUUCUUUACCGUCCAGGGAGUCUACACUUAGGUGUGAUGAAAUGAAUGCAGAGUGCAGAUAAUGAAUUGUGUGAAUUAUGAAUGGAUGGGGAGGAGGGGAGAAGGAGAGUGAAGGCUGAGGAAAAGAGAAAUCUAGAGAGUGAGAGAUAUGAUGAGAGUGGUAGGGCAGGAUAGACCACCUCAUACCAGAGAGAGGAAGGUUAAAGGAGAGUAAAUAAUCAAUGACACAGAAGUUUUCUUCAAUAUAGUUUCCUCAUGAAUCAAAUACUGAACGGAUACUGUAGAAUAUUAUGGCACAAUGGCUAGACCAGGGAAGAGGAUAGAGAUGGGUCAAAUAUUCAUUUAAAUUCACAGCUGUCCUUCACCAAAUCUACCGACAGCAGAGAUGGCAAAGGCAAGCAGAUGAAAAGAGAAAAGAAAUGUAGGGCAGACGAUUGAAGCAUACAGCAUCAGCCAUUUAACUGGAGUCACCCAAAGAGAGAAUGGGAAAUUGCUUUUUUAACACCUAUGGCUCCUUAAGUGACAUACUUUUAGCUGUUGUGGAGCUGGCCUAGAUGGCAAAAUUACAGCCGAGGAUACGUAUAUUCUUAGUAUUCACAUGCAUGGGUUCUCCUGGGUUCAUUUUGGUGUUGGUUGUGGGAAGUUGGUGUCAGGGGAAUCUGGGGUCCGUUGGGUCGUUUCUCCCACUGUUUCUAUCGCGUGUUACAUUCACUUUCAGAAUCAAUAAAUGGGCAAUCCUGUACAGUAACCAUUGGUAACACAUGCAUUGUUCCAGGUGUUAGUCUGUCUGCAGCCAGUGUAGCUGCUGUAUCUGUCAGGCAGUGCUGCUGCGUUCUGGGAUGCUCUGGUCUUGUCUGGAUUCUAAUCUGGAGGCUUGAACAGAAACACAGUCAGUCAACAAUAGCAGCAGUUUGCCUCAGGGCAUCCCCUACCAAACCCUGUCCCCAACACUCAUAUUCAAAGAAACAUUUUUUACAUUCUUUUGAGAUUUAUCUGUGGCGAUGUCUUGCCAUGAUAUUUUUUGCAGUAGAUCUAAAAAUAAGUGUGGCCUGUAAUAUUGAUGAAUCUCAUUAAAGUAGACGGUGACUGAGAUCCAUGACCUCUGACCUUCUUCCCCCACUCUGUUCUGGUCCCAGAUAUUUAGUCUUCCUGCAGAUCAAGAGAGAUCUGUAUCACGGCCGCCUCCUGUGUAAGACGACGGAUGCUGCCAUGCUGGCUGCCUUCAUCCUGCAAGGUACAGUGACAGGACCUGACAGGCUGGAUUUGCCUGCCCCACUCUCUGCACUUUCACAUGACUUCUUCUCUGCCAGUCACCCCACCAUAGAGAUGAAUACCAGCCGGGGAAAAAACACCUGGAUUUCUUAUAAGGAUGUAGUUAUCAGUUUGUAACGCAAAUUAUAUGCCCUGAGGGAUUCUUAGCUCCGUAUUGACUGAUCUCUACUGUAUACUAAAAAGCAUCAAAUUAAAAUGUUCAUGCAGACAACACGUGCAUCUCCAUACUAAUUUACACUGUAAAACCAUAGCUGACAAAGAAAGAUGGGACAGCUGAUCAAUGCUUUGAAUGCAUAAUCAUGUGGAUGUCAUGCUAGAUUGUAAGGCCCUCUGCAUGAUUAUCAGGCAUCUUGCUCUCAGCAGUAUCGUUAGCUAUAUAAGUAUGGAGCUCACACGCAGUAGACCCUCGAGAGGCAGGCAGGCAGGCUGUAUGUUUGAGGGGUACGGCGAGCGAGCCAAAGGCCGCAGAAAGUGCAGUGUUAGGAGGAAGAGAAGGCAGGUCCCUUGGCAGGCGCACUGGCUCUGUUCAGGAGGAGGGGCUGCCUGGUCACCUCCUCGUCCUCGCUCGCUGGGGGAAAUAAUUGUCAGAGGGAGCUCAGUGUGGCAUGAAGUCACAAAUAAACAAUAGCAACUCUGGGCCAGUUUAACCUGUCAUCAUUAAGAGCUCUGCUGACAUACAGCACAGGCUGCCUGUGAACCAACAACACCUCGGGCCAGGGUGCCAGUAGUGUGUGUGUGUAGAACUGUGUAAAUACUCACCUUAGCCCUAAUAAUUAUUGUUUAACAGUUCACACUUCAUCUGAAGUUAUUUAUUUACUGCAAACUGAGAUUCUGUAUCCACUUUUUAAAAAUGAUUUAUUGUAUGGAAUGAUGUUGUGGAUGUCAGAUAUAUUACUGAAUGUACUGUAUGUAACCAUGUAUGGUUUGACUGUGGUGCUGUGAAAUGGUAGAUCAUUUUUAUUAACUGUGUUCCAGCUGAGAUUGGGGACUAUGACCCUGGGAAGCAUCCUGAAGGAUACAGUUCUAAAUUCCAGUUCUUCCCAAAACAUUCAGAGAAGCUGGAGCGACGAAUCUCAGACAUACACAAGACAGAACUGAUGUAAGGACCAAUCUACUUUUUCUCUCUAACCUCUCACAUAUGCGUGCAUGUUUAUGCACACACACUGCACCUAUAAGAUUAAUCAAUUUGACUGAGAAAGCACUUACUACCAUUGUGCGAUUGCUUAUUGUCUAGGAAACUAGUUCCUUCACCCUCUUCUCAAACAUUUGUUUAAUCAAUUGGAAAACCUUCUAAUACCUGCAACUAGCAGAAACAGCCAGGUAGACUGCCUAAUGGCCCGCUGUCAUUUCAGGGUGUUGUAGAGAGCAGAGGCAAGAUGGUGGGAUUUUCUUGAGUGCAAAAACGACCUUUCAUUAGUACAGUCAUGAUUAUGAGGGUCUGGCAGGGAGUGCAGUGCAAUACACCUAAUGAAGUGAGAUAGGGUAGUGUGUGCACAUACAAACACGCAAACGCACACACACACACACACACUCAAACACACUACUUUCUCUGCCAGCAGGUUAGCUGAUGAAGCAUCACUGAGGGUUUCUUAAUGAUGAUACACCCCACUGGGCACAAACUGGUUAAAUCAUCGGUGUUUCAACGUAAUUUGUCAACGUAUUGUGACAUGGAAUCUAUGUGGAACAUUUUUUGGAUUUGAAAAAAGUAAUCAGCGUAAAUUGUUGUUUUGUGGGUGAAAUUUCAACCACAGGCUUAUGUAAUCAUGGUAACUAAUUUUCAACGUAGACAAAACUUGUAUAAAAUAUGUUGCAUUUUUACCUUUGAAACAACGUCUGAUUUUCAACAUAAUAUCCACUGUAAGGAGAAAAAAACAAUAGGCUGGGCAGCACCUCCUACUGGAGAGUAGAUCUAUCUACAGCUAUCCCUUCGGUCUCCCAUCCAGGGUUUUAGCCCUUGCUUAGCUUUAUUUGUCACUGACUAUUGCCAAUGUGCUAUCCUGAGAAUGAUUGUUGAGAAAUCUCCACUUAAUAGAUUCACUGUUUCUAUCGAAGUCAUUCCAAAGGGUAUGUUCAAUAGAGCAAAUGAAAUGUAACCAUACUUUAUCAAUCAUACAGUAUAUCAUCAAUGAUGCUAUUUAAGCCUAUAUAGCAGUUGGGAAAUCAUCAAUAGCUGAUGUUUAAAUUCAGCCCAGGAUUCAACAAAAAAUAGACAAUACAUAUAGGCCUAGGGUUUCAAACUUUGAUUUCAAAUGGAAUCUUCAAGUCAAUAAUAAAUAUGUUCGAUUCACAUUUCCAUCUUAACCAAAAAUAAAAGUUAAAGAAUAGGAUCAAAUCAAACUGUAUUUAAAGUGCAUUUAAAGUUUGAUUUUAUUUAGUCCUAUACUUUAACUUAAGAUUUUUGGUUAAAAUCUUGUCGACAAGUUAACAAAUUAUCUGUUGGAUUCACGUCUCCAUCGCAACCAAAAAUAAAAGUUAAAGAAUAGGAUUAAGCCAGUGGCUCAGAUGAAACUAUCCAAGCAGUAGAUACAUCUCCUUUAAAUGUUGAUAUUUGGUUGUGUUGUCAACCAAACACAAUUCAAUAUUACUUGUGUAAUACAGUAAAUAGCCUAAAGUUAAGGCUAUCUUACAAACUAAUGUAACAGUAUUUGUUCAACCUUAAAAUGAGUAACACAUCCAUGGUUACUGUAACAAUAAAUGUCUUCUUAUGUAAUCAUAGAAAGCGUGCAUGUUCAGGGUUGCAGGUAUGUUGAAAUCUUCACAAUUGCUAAAAUUAUCUGCACAGAAUCUCAAAUGGCAUUGAUCAUUUGCACCAUGUCCUUUAAUGUAAUCUCAACUAACUGCAAUUCAGGUUAUUUGGUUGUGCUAUUAGAUCAAGCACAGUGAUAGCACAUUAAGUUGUUAUAUAAAUAAACAAAAUAUCUGACGUAUUCCCAUUUUGAACAUUGGUGUGCUUUUAAAUGGUUGAAAGCUCAGUGAUAACAGAAUUCAACAGACUUUUGGCUCUUUUUGAGUGGGUAAAAAUAGGUUGGAAUCUCAUUGAUCAACGUAUCUACCAAAUAUUACCCAAUUCUCCACAUUGAAAUGACAUGGUGUGCCCAGUGGGACAGGCUGUGACAGACACUUCUCAACAUUGAUCCUUCACACUCACCCUCAGGCCUCUAAAGGUCAUGUGAUUGAGGCCACAUGGAUAAUGGUUUAGCCAUAAUGUCUGAGCUAUUUAUCUUCCCACAAGGCACUUCUUUGUUUAAACCAUAAUUAGUGUGAGAUAAUGUGCUCUACAGAAAUUAAAGACAUUGAAACAUGGAUCAGCCAUUUUCACAUUAGCUCAGAGGUGAUUUGAAGGUUCUUUAAUGUUGGUUGCCAUUACGGAGUGCUUUGUCUAGUGACCCAGCUCAGUGAACUGGUCAUGGCCAUGGGACAUACUGUAUACUGUGGACAGCAUGGAGGAUGUGACUGACCAAAGGAGUGUAGUCAGAGGUUCAUAGAUAAAGGAGCUGUAAAAUGAUCAUUAUAGAUAAGAUCCUCUGCUGCCCUCUAGUGGGUUGUUCACGUCUCACCACCAACAUAACACCUGUCAACACGCCUAGCUGUGUGAUCAUGGAAAAUAUCCUUGGAUCUUUUGAAUGCACCAGUAAUUCAAGCCUAUAGUGUCAGAGGCAUCUCUUCAUGUUUUUUCCAUUGAUUGUGAUGGAGGUCAGGCUGAUGCUCACGUUACUCCAUUGCUAUUGAAUGUUGAAUGGUUGGUGCUUGAUUAAAUGUUCAUUGGUAAAGGUACUGUAUCUAGGAUGGUUGAUACACUAUCUGUCUGUCUGGCCAUCUAUUCAGAUCUCUCUGGUCUAUUCAGCAUCCUGCCAGCUCACUCUGGUGAUCACUCCUCUGUGUAAGGGAAAGAGUUUUGUCUCAGUUAAUAUUAUUUAUGCAUUUUACCUUUGCUUCUUUCUUUUCAUAGACCUGUAUUGAUGUUAAGUAUCUUAAUCAUACAUUGAUGCCAAAUGUAUUGAUGCUCUCUCUCAGUGGCCAGACACCUGAAACAUCGGAGCUGAAUUUUCUCCAGAAAGCCCAGAUGCUGGAGACAUAUGGUGUGGAUCCUCAUCCAUGCAAGGUUGGGGUGGCCAAUUCUCACACACUGCUGCUUCAGUUUAAGACAUUUGCAUUUAAACACCCUAUUUUCCUCUACCUCAGCUUUGUGUAUUUGAUACAGGUAUUAUAGUAGGCUUAUUGUGUUGUGCCAUAACAAUGUGAGACACUGUUUUUUGUGUAUGACAGGAUGUGUCUGGAAAUCCAGCCUUUCUUGCCUUCACCCCGUUUGGAUUUGUCGUGCUUCAGGGAAACAAGAGGGUUCAUUUUCUUAAGUGGUGAGUAGAAUGAUUUCUGCUCUAACCCUAAACCACAUACCACUGCUGGUUCUACAUUCACAAUCAACAGAGUGUGUCCAGCGGCCUCUCUCCUCCUGACCAGAGGGCUAGCAUGCAUACAGGUGUCCCAUUAUCUUAGCUAGUCACUACCAUUCUAGGCAUAUGAUUCCACAGGCCUGUCUGUUAGAAAUCAACUUGUUUACAGAUUGAAUGCAUAAGAAAAGUACAUGUUCUCAAUCACAACAAAGAAUUGAUCAUGCAUGCAGCAGUGGCUGUAAGAAUCCUCAAAGACAUACAUGGAUCAGUGCUGCUGUAACAUACUAUUCAAUACAGCCCCUCUCAUUAAGCCAGUAGCCCACUAUAUUGGGUCUGUAAUAGUUAAAUAUGAGUUAGAUAUUCACUCCUGAUAUAGAAAUCCCACCACCCAAUUCAGUACAAUAUGUCUGUAAUACUUACAAAGUAGACAAUGUGGAUGUUACAAUAUGUUACAGUAUUUACAGCUGAUUUGUUAGUUUUAUUUUACCUUCUGCACAUUCUCCCAUCCCAUGCCUCCAGUUUACCUGGCCUAUUAUCAGAUAUGUGUUCUGUUAACCAAACAUGGAGCUCCAUUGCUGUUUGUGUGAUCUGCUAGUGGUUGUGAUGAAUUUUUAAAGAGCUUGUGGCUCUCAGUGCAGUUGGUUGUGUGUGUAACUAUCCCCUUCCUUGUGGGCAGGAACGAGGUGACCAAACUGAAGUUCGAGGGAAAGAUAUUCCAUAUAUAUGCAAAUCAGAAGGAGGUGAGAGCAUGAAUUAUUGAUGUGUUGGGGGAGUCAAGCAUAGAGAGCAGUGCAGCGACUGUGACUGUUCUAUGGACAACAGGGCCUGGAGAUACCAUGUUCUAGUCAUACCACAGCCCAGUGUGUUCAAUAAACAGCAGUAGUAAUAGUAAUGACUCUUGACUCUUGAAACUGAGAAACUGUCAGGUUGUUUUAUUUUCCUGCACAUUUAUUUCUAAUGUGCAGGACAAAAAGAUAAUAUUGACGUACUUUGCACCAACACCUGAGGCCUGCAAGCACCUGUGGAAAUGUGGAGUGGAGAACCAAGCCUUCUACAAGUAAGUGUUGUUCUUCCUCUAUCCAGGCUCUGUCGCAGCCGGCCGCGACCGGGAGACUCAUGGGCGGCGCACAAUUGGCCCAGCGUCGUCCAGGGUAGGGGAGGGAAUGGCCGGCAGGGAUGUAGCUCAGUUGAUAGAGCAUGGCGUUUGCAACGCCAGGGUUGUGGGUUCGAUUCCCAUGGGGGGCCAGUAUUUAAAAAAAUAAACUGUAAGUCGCUCUGGAUAAGAGCGUCUGCUAAAUGACAAAAAUGUAGAUGUAAAUGUAAGUCAUAGCUAUACACUUUACUCCAGUGCAUCUGUGAGAGUUAUCUAAAGGGGUCUCUCCUCUCCUCUCACCUUGAAGUGUCCUGAGAGCAGCGUUGACAGGCUGUAUCUCAGAUAGGGAACAAGACGUGUGGCAACGGUGACCUUUUUUGAGUUAGUGUGCACUGGGACACGCCAUUGAACACUCCACAGCUCCUCCAGAGAAAUCAGUGCUCCUUCCGUCUCAGCCAUGAUUGAUUGUGUGUGUGUGUCCCCCCCCCUCCCACCUCUGGGAGGUGUUAAACGAUCCCCACCCCCUGCAACACAUCAACACAAUGACCGGAGAGAGUCUAGUAAUGGAUGAGGGUGACAGCAAAGGUUGCUGAGGAGCAUGUGUGUUGAGCGAGUGCUCAGGUGAGACCGAGAAAGGGGGAGGGAGGAGGGGGGAGGGAAAGGGCAAACGUAGGGCAGCAAACAGCACACACAGAGAUGGAAUUAGUAUGAUGAGAUAUCUGGCUAUAGGGCUGUAGAUCUUAGUAGGGACUGGUGGAUUUUCAGGGACGCCUGGCUGAUUGGCCCAAAGCUUUAUACUGCUGUAAUGAUAGACAUCUGUCUGUGUGUGCUAAAUCCCACAGAAACAGACUGAUGGAUAAAUACACACCAAGCCAAGGCUCGUGCAAGGCUACUUACUUACAUACUGCAUGCACACCUCUCCCAGGAUCUAGUGUGUUGGUUUUCAGUCCAAGCUGUGCUUAGAGAACCACACACUGUGGAUACCAUAUAAGAGGGCAGGGAUAAAGUAGCCCAUUGUAUGUACUGAAAGUGAGAACAGCAAAGUGAGAACUGGUUGUGAUGCUGUAGGAGGGAGAAGAGGACCAGUCCACAUACUCCCUUAACCUUUUACUGCAGUGGGCUAAAUCAGGGUCACACGGAGUGUUUCUUGGUAGUCUUAAACAAAUCUACUUUGAAACCAAAGUAUACACCUCACACACAUGGUUAAGGGCUUUAAAAAUAUAUAUAGAGUUUAAAUAUAUUCAAUUUUGAGUUUGCAUCCCAAUAUUACACUUUAUAUACAGUGCAUUCGGAAAGUAUUCAGACCCCUUGACUUUUUCCACAUUUUGUUAUGUUACAACCUUAUUCUAAAAUUGAUACAAUUGUUCCCCCCCCUCAUCAAUCAACACACAAUACCCCUUAAUGACAAAGCAAAAAUAGGUUUUUAGACAUUUUUGCAGAUUUAUAAAAAAUAAAAAACAGAAAGACCUUAUUUACAUAAGUAUUCAGACCCUUUACUCAGUACUUUGUUGAAGCACCUUUGACAGCGAUUACAGCCUUGAGUCUUCUUGGGUAUGACGCUACAUGCUUGGCACACGUGUAUUUGGGGAGUUGCUCUCAUUCCUCUCUGCAGAUCCUCUCAAGCUCUGUCAUGUUGGAUUGGGAGUGUUGCUGCAGAAACAUCUCAAGGAUGAUCAAUGGAAACAGGAUGCACCUGAGCUCAAUUUCGAGUCUAAUUGCAAAGGGUCUGAAUACUUAUGUAAAUAAGGUAUUUCUGUUUUCGCUUUGGCAUUAUGGUGUAUUGUGUGUAGAUUGCUGAGGAUUUUUAUUUAUUUAAUCAAUUUUAGAAUAAGGCUGUAACGUAACAAAAUUUGGAAAAAGUCAAGGGGUAUGAAUACUUUCCGAAGGCACUGUACAUCACAGAAGACUGAAAUAUAACAAAACCGUUUGACAUAAAAACACCAGAUUUUUGGCAGUAAAAAAAAAGAAAUGUUUAUUGAUUAUGAAAUUAUAAAAGAUAUAACAUUCCACUCAUGAGGCCACUAGUAAUUUGACUGCAGGAAAGGGCUAUUACGUAAAGAAAAGUGUUAAAAGUAUUAUGUCAUCCCAAAACAGCUCCCAGAGUUCACCCCUCUUCUCUCUCCUGGUUUUUUUCUCCACCUCUCUUCCCCUCCAUCAGGCUGGAGAAGUCGAGUCAGGUACGGACAGUGUCCAGCAGCAACCUGUUCUUCAAGGGGAGUCGUUUCCGCUACAGGUACAGUAAAUGAUGACAGUGAGUAAAGGGCACUGCAGAUAGCCCACAGCUAUGCUGGAGAGCUUCUCCCUAAGGAGGGGACCUCAGGGCCCUGCUGUAACGUCAGCCUUCUUUACCUGAGCAAUACACCUCACACACUAGGCUAGAGGACACGGAGGGGGACAGUGUUUUAGUUGCGUUCAGAACAAUGUUCCAACAUUAAUUUAAAAUUACUGGUUCUAGUUACUGGAAAUCUGAACUUUCUAAUGGUUUCAAACGAUUACAGGUGAGUCCAGUAUGUUAUGAUGAAAGGUUGAGUUUGUUUCAACCUCUGGUAUUUAUUUUUGACAUUGCAGUGUUGACUGGAGACGGUGAUUGGGUUAGAGGGAGUUGGGUUCACCAUGUUAAUCUAAUCUCAGUUCUCAUGUACUGUACUGAUGCUUCUCACUGAACUACUCUCAGUGUAAUGUGUGGUACCAGGGAGUCUGGGGUCUGAUGUGAGUGUGUAAGCCUGAGCUCUAUUAUUGUGCUUUAUUGUAGUGGACGAGUUGCGAAAGAAGUGAUGGAGCAGAGUGCCAAAAUCAAACGAGAGCCUCCAGAAAUACACAGGUAAAAUCAAUGCUAUUCACUAGAUGUCAUUGUGGACAGUGUAUAAUCUCAGAUUACAAAUAUGGAAUGUUUGUGUGUGUGUGUGUGUAUGUGUGCUUCUGUAUGUGCGUGCUUGUGUGUGUGUGUGUGUGUACAUGUGCAUGUUCUGUGUCUCCACAGGGCUGGCCUGGUUCCCAGUAGAAGCUGUCCGUCCAUCACUCACGGCCCGCGCCUCACCAGUGUUCCACGCACCCGCCGGAGAGCCGUCCACAUAUCCAUCAUGGAGGGUAAGCGUUGGACCUGACCCCUGACCCACUACUCCCCUCAGUCAACACUGGCGUUCCAUAACAAUCCAUAACAAUCCCCCCAGUCAUGUUAUGGGCAAAGGUGAAUCAUUGUCCAAUAAGAGCCUUCAGGAAUGUGGACAGGAGUGACACAGCUCUAUAUCGUUGUCUGUAUUCAAAUGAACACAUGCACGGUAAUCUGGAUAGUUGUGGAAAUGGGUCGCCAUGCUUUAGUUUGGGUCUGAGGUUUUAAAGGUAAUCUGUGGAUAAUUCAAUGGAGGGUGUUAAAUCCAAACCGUUUUAAAUGGAUCAGGUCCUUGCUCCUAUUUGGAAAUAUUUUAUGCCCCCCCUCCCCAGAACACACACACACAUACACACACUAUAACCUGAGUUUAGCCAUGCCCCUGCUUGUGGGAGUGGAGGGCUCAGUCACAGGUGUGUGUGUCACUCAGGCUGCUUUAUUUCAGUGCGAGCUAUCAGCACUGGGGGUGUGUGUGUGAGAGGGGUACAGUGCCAGUACAAGGGCAGCUGGUGCAGCCGUCAGUCAGUCCACCUGCCCUGAACCCUGAACCCUGGGGCCUGAACCCUGAACCCUGGGGCCUGGGCCUGCAGGUGGGCCUGCCCUGCUCCUCCACUCUCACACUGUGUUCUGACCUGCCUCUGUCCUCUGUCCCUGAGGCUAACUUUGCAGGCUGACACUGCAGCAUGGGCUCGGGUGAACAGGAGCAGCAUGACUGAAGGUCACUGGUACCUGUCCUUGUCACAGCUGAGUCCCUGCCUGCCUCCCAAGUACACAGUACAGUAUAUACACUUGGCUAUACACUAGACUGCUGCAGUGGGGUGGAGAGUGUGAGUGAGAGGGUCUGGUGCUGUAUAUAUCAGAGUUAUGACAAGCUCUAACCCGUCAAACGUUACCCCCUGCCUGUGCUGACUGGGUGUCUUACAGUAGUAUUAAUACCCCUGCUGAAAAUAGCCAGGGCCUUCCUCUCCAUGUAUGUCACUGCCCUGGGUGGGGCCUGGACAGGGCCAGCUCUGGCCGUCUGAACACUGCUACAGCAGGACAGUUGCUCUCGCUAACCCUCAUACUGCCAGCCAAGUCUGCAGCAAUUGGCCUAACACACAAAGCGAGACCAACGCAUCGCCGGGGCUCUGGGACAGGGACCACCAGGAUAGUACACAGACGUGCCUGCUUUGAGCUUUUGAAGACACCACCAUGGUGAAGUGUCUGAUCCGCAUCACCACACGGGUGAACGUCCACCUGCGGAUGAUCAACCACUGCUACCGGGAUGUGAAGGUGCGCGUGCUGAGCCUGGGGCCCCGGAUGCUUGGCAAGGCUCUUGGCGUCCUGCCCCUCUACCCUGCCCUAACUGGGCAGGAGCCUGGCAGCCUCUCCCCCCUGCCUCCCCCCAUCUUGCCUGGCACCCCUCUGCCCGACGGCAGGCCCCAGUCCAGCACCCCGACAGGUAACCUCAUCAUCAGCGCCCUCCUGGAGUGUGUUACACAGUGACCAGCUCCCUGUGUGUUAAAUCACUCCCACCUCAUCAAUGUCAACAGAAUGGAAAUGGUGCCAUGCCUUUGAUGCCAUUGAUGUCUGAUCCUCUAAAUCAUAUGGUCCUUGGUGGCCCUUUGUGAAUGGAGUCUUUGCAUCUUUUUCUUGACCUCUUUGAGAUUCAUCGGUUCAUUUAUCCUUUUGUUGGUUUAGAGGAAGUCUAUGGGUCUUCUUAUUCUGGUUGUGAUGGUUGAGGUGCAGACUAGUGAUGUGAUACUGCUUUGUUGUUGAUUUGUGAAGUUAUGAUUUGAUUUUGAAUUCAGGUAUAUUUUUUACGAUAUUUUGGCCUUUUGGAGGAUUUUUACUUGCUUUACGCAAUGUCCUCUGGAAGAUGCAUUGUGUAGUGAAAUGUCUAUAGGUUGCAUUCUGCCCUGCAACCAAGCAUAUCCUAGGAUGUACUGAAGGAGAUUACCAAUGAGUAAAGAUGGCGCUUCUCACUGCCACCCACUACAGAGGCAUCCUGCUUUUGCUUUUGACAGAAUCUCAGCAGUCAGCAUGGCUUAACAGAGCUGGCCUAAUCUCUAUUUUGUAGUUCCUUGAGGAAGAUUUUUCCCCCUAUGGAUGAAAAGCACACAUAUGAGCAUUAAAGGAAAGAUUCACCCAUUUUGAAUGUAAUAUUGUUUUUGAGCAUCUCUGAGCGAUGUUCUAUUGAUUCCCGGGGUAAUUUCAUGUUUUCAUGUCUAUCUGAGCUAUUCGCCGUUCAAGCAGGCAGAAAUACAGCCGGAAUGUUUAAAACUCGUCUGCCUGCUUGAACGGCAAUAGCUCAGAUACACAUGAAAACAUGAAAUGAACCUGGGAAUCGAUAAAACAUCACUCAGAAUGGGUGAAUCUUUCCUUUAAAAUACGCCUCAUCAUCAGGAGAUGAUAUGUUAAUCCCUCUGCCUCUAUGAAGGUGUAAUAUUUCUGCGGUGGCUGUCUGAGGAAUGGAACAGUCAGCGCAAGCUCAACUCUUUCUCACCCGCAGUGACGUCUGUCCUGUAGCUCGUAUAAAGAGAAUAUAUACACUGAACAAAAAUAUAUAAACUCAACAUGUAAAGUUUUGGUCCCAUGUUUCAUGAGCUGAAAUAAAAAAUCCCAGACAUUUUCCAUAUGCACAAAAAGCUUAUUUCUCUUAAAUUUUGUGCUCAAAUUUAUUUACAUCCCUGUUAGUGAGCAUUUCUCUUUUGCCAAGAUAAUCCAUCCACCUGACAGGUGUGGCAUAUCAAAAAGCUGAUUAAACAACAUGAUAAUUAAACAGGUGCACCUUGUGCUGGGGACAAUAAAAGCACACUUUAAAAUGUGCAGUUUUGUCACACAACACAAUGCCACAGAUGUGUCAAGUUUUGAGGGAGCGUGCAAUUGGCAUGCUGACUGCAGGAAUGUCCACAAGAGCUAUUGCCAGAGAAUUGAAUGUUCAUUUCUCUACCAUAAGCUGCCUCCAGUGUCGUUUUAGAGAAUUUGGCAGUACGUCCAACCGGCCUCACAACCGAAGACCACGGGUAACCACGCCAGCCCAGGACCUCCACAUCUGGCUUCUUCACCUGCGGGAUCGUCUGAGGGGGGAGGAGUAUUUUUGUCUGUAAUAAAGCCAUUUUGUGGGGAAAAACUCAUUCUGAUUGGCUGGGCCUGGCUCCCCAGUGGGUGGGCCUGGCUGCCAAGUGGGUGGGCCUAUGCCCUCCCAGCCCCACCCAUGGCUGCAUCCCUGCCCAGUCAUGUGAAAUCCAUAGAUUAGGGCCUAAUGCAUUUAUUUCAAUUGACUGAUUUCCUUAUAACUGUAACACAGUAAAAUCUUUCAAAUUGUUGCAUGUUGCAUUUAUAUUUUUGUUCAGUAUAGAUACAUUUGCGUAUCCUUUGGGUAUAAUGAAAAAUGCUGUGUUUGCUUUUUUGCAGAGUAAGCAUGCGAUCACAGAUGAGCUAGCAACCUUUAAUGCAUCCUAAAGCUAACUGUAGGCUACCCCAGAGACCAAUACUGUGUCAAUAAUUAUUUAGGAAAAAAUACAAAUGUUUUCUUAUUUGAGAAUGACCAAAUGCUUUAUGUGGGGUGUUUAUUUAUAUUUGCACCUAUCUUAUUUCAUAUUUCUAUGUUGUGGAUUAUGAUAUUCUCCCCCUGCUAUUGUAUGGGCCUCACAUUUUGUAGGUUGAAAUUAGCAAUACUUAGUGAGUGUUAUUAUUGUCCUUUACCUUGACUUGAAGGGCCAUCAAGAGACCAUAUACAUAGUUUCCCCAGACCUAUAUUAGCUUCUGACUGAAAGAUAAACCUAACCACUGUGACCUUUCGAGGUUUAUAUCUGGGAGGGCUCAGAGUGCUGUGGGACUAAUGAACAAGCUGCUAAUCAGAAUGGAGCAUGUGUUUGUUGAGCUCUCUGUCACUGGACAUUCCCCACUCAUCAGACCUUCAUCUAGAAUAGAUCAAUGGUCCAGUCCAGAGUGAUGUUCAUAUGAUCAAUCAUUAAGCAAACAGAUUGCAUUAUGUUACUGUAUAAACCCAUUGAUAUGCCCUCACAUGGUUGAAACUAUCUCUUAUUAGGUGUUAGCACUGUAGUGUUGUGUACUGGAAACCCCCUCUGAAUCUGUUUCCCUCCCUCCCUCCCUCUCUCUCCUCACCCUCCUCGCCCCACUCCCUGCCCUGGACAGGUCUGGAGUCAUUGCGUGACAGUGCCCACUCUACACCUGUGCGCUCUGUGUCCCAUGGGGACUCCUUCAUGCCACGCUCCCGCAGCCUGGCCACAGAUGCCAGCGAGGGCUCGGCGGUGAUCUCUGACGAGGCCUACAGCCCCUCUGACAGCGUGCUGCCCACCCCUGUGGCAGAGCACAGCCUGGAGCUGGCCAUGGCACGCCAGGUCAACGGAGCCCCCUGCAGCAUCAAGGAGGAGAAGGAGUCGGAGCCAGGCACCCCCUCGGUGGGGGAUGCAGGCGACUUGUCAGACAGUAGAGUGGCGGUAAAGGGUGCAGAGAGAGCCUCGUUGCUUAGCGAAGUGGAACAGGUGAAUACGUUUGUUUUAAGUGUCCUCCGUUUGCUCCUUGUGACCAUUGGACUCCUCUUUGUCUUGCUCCUCCUCCUCAUCAUCCUCACUGAAUCCGACCUUGACGUUGCAUUUUUUCGUGAUAUCCGCCAGACCCCCGAAUUUGAGCAGUUCCAUUACGAAUACUUUUGUCCCCUCAGGCGGUGGUUUGCCUGCAAGCUCCGCUGGUUGGGCAGUUUGCUCAUUAACAAAUGA
This is a messenger RNA of Coregonus sp. 'balchen', 17400 nucleotides long. The record is from the annotation of a GenBank genome assembly. Lineage: Eukaryota; Metazoa; Chordata; Actinopteri; Salmoniformes; Salmonidae.